Messenger RNA from Manihot esculenta (cassava), 742 nucleotides. RefSeq lists its product as uncharacterized. The transcript is spliced from 6 exons. Lineage: Eukaryota; Viridiplantae; Streptophyta; Magnoliopsida; Malpighiales; Euphorbiaceae. The record is from RefSeq and is a predicted model, not a curated record. Bases 137 to 538 code for a protein of 133 amino acids.
AAAAUGUAGAAUUUAUGUGGAUGAGAAGUAAAGGAGGGCAGGUAGAGGUUAGCCCUCAAAUCAUAGUUUAUCCAUAGCUCUCUACCUCAAACAUUUUAAAAGCAAAAAAUUGUUCAAGAAGUGAAGGCAGAGGAAGAUGGGCAGCUUGAAGGCGGCGGCAGCAGCGGCUCCUCCACCACUAUUAUGCAAUCAUCAGCGCAGCGGCUCAGUGGGCAAAAGCAGCCGUGUCAAUACAACACCAAGAAUUGUUAGAGUCUCUGCUUCAAAAUCUGCUGGAUUUUCCCUCAAUUCUGUGGCGCCUGUAGCUCAGUGGAUAGAGCGUCUGUUUCCUAAGCAGAAAGUCAUUCUCAGUGGUUGUAAAACAUGUAGAGGCAAAAGUGCAAUAGAGUGUCCAGGCUGCAAGGGGACAGGAAAAAAUAAGAAGAAUGGAAAUAUUUUUGAGCGUUGGAAAUGUUUUGAGUGUCAAGGGUUUGGGCUCAAGAGCUGUCCAAGUUGUGGGAAAGGAGGCCUCACACCUGAACAAAGAGGGGAAAGAUGAUAAGAUCCUAUUUGUUAAAGAGAGGAACCAUCAGAAAGGUGAAGAGUGCAAUUCUUGGGAGCCAAGCAGCAGUUGCAGGAAGGGCUAAGCUUCUCUUCCCCAGAAGAAGGGCAAGUCAUGUAAUCUACAUCCAAGCAAUAAAGAGGACAAGCUAUGGCCCUCCCAGGACUCAUCCCUAUUGAAAUACUCCCUAAUCAACCGAGG